Messenger RNA from Abrus precatorius (Indian licorice), 1173 nucleotides. RefSeq names its product 5-formyltetrahydrofolate cyclo-ligase, mitochondrial. Lineage: Eukaryota; Viridiplantae; Streptophyta; Magnoliopsida; Fabales; Fabaceae. Gene Ontology annotation, biological process: tetrahydrofolate interconversion; folic acid-containing compound biosynthetic process. The record is from RefSeq and is a predicted model, not a curated record. Gene Ontology annotation, cellular component: mitochondrion. Gene Ontology annotation, molecular function: 5-formyltetrahydrofolate cyclo-ligase activity. The coding region runs from base 15 to 809 and encodes 264 amino acids. The transcript has 8 exons.
GAAAAUAAAGAAAGAUGCGAACGCAGACGGCGAUGACACAGUGGUGUUCGAGAGUGGCAACAAAGAGGCUUCUGAGGUCAGAAACGUGGCGAGCGUGUGGGGAGUUGAAGAUGAGUACAAAGCAAGACAAUAACGACGCCGUUUUCAAGCAGAAACGGCUACUUCGAACUGAGGUCAGAAAAAGCCUCAAAGCCAUCGACCCUUCCCUCAGAUCCCAACAAGAUAACGCCGUUCAAGACAUCGUUUUGGGAGCUCCGUGGUUCAGAUCAAGUCUUAGGCUAUGCGCCUACAUUAGUUGCAGUGCUCUACGGGAAGUUGAUACCUCCAAACUCUUGUCGGAAAUUUUGCAACAUAACGCUAGUGGUGGAAAAAAGCUUUAUGUACCACGGGUGGAGGAUAAAAAUAGUCACAUGCGUAUGCUCCACAUAUCGCGAAUUGAUGAUCUUAUUGCAAACUCAAUGGACAUCUUAGAGCCAGCUUUGGUUGAUGCCAAUGGAAAUGCACGUGAAGAUGUUAUGCAGGCAAACGAUCCAGUUGAUUUGUUCCUUUUACCUGGACUGGCAUUUGACAGAUCUGGAAGACGUUUAGGCCGUGGGGGAGGAUACUAUGAUACCUUCCUAAAAAAUUAUCAAGACCUUGCAAAGACACGGAAUUGGAAGCAACCCUUACUUGUUGCAUUGUCAUAUUCUGAACAAAUACUGGAUGAAGGAGUGAUACCAAUUACUUCAUCUGAUGUUCCAGUUGAUGCUCUUGUAUCUCCAGAAGGUGUGAUUCCCAUUAGUUCUGCCUUAAACAGGAUGGAUCUCUGACACUGGAGCUCAAAGCUGAUCCUGAACAAUUUCAAUAGUGUAUCUUCAAUAAACUUUUGUGGUUUCUUAAGUGUAUGUCACUAAAGUAUCUGGAUCUGGCGGUUUUGUUAAAUGGGGUCUAUGUAACAAGUAAAGGGAACCAAUUCAUCAAGUAAUACUAGACUCCCUUGAAUGAUUGCGUCAAUCCUUGACGGAGGGGAACUUUCAAUACUUUUUGGUCAUUCAUCUGAAUUCAGCACGCUUUUUGUAAUGUUUGAAUUGUGAAAUUUGAAAUUCUUUCUUAAAGCACACUGUUCAGCUGGAAUGCCUAUGCUUUAAUUCCAUGUAUGGUUAAUUUAGGAUGAAGUUAUUCUGCUUUUUGGAU